ACAGUAUAAUUAAUGUAUUAUUCACUUAAACAUUUUUAUACGUACGUCGUCUAAGUAUUGGUUGAUCAUUCGUAGAGCUGAACGCAUAUUUCUAUAGUAGUAUGGCGUCCAAGAAAGAAUUAAUACUGCUGUUUCUGAUUUCCUUCUGUUCUGCUGUCUGCUCAGCAGUUAAGUUUGAAGCAUGUUACUUACCAGAGAAAGCACGAGAUGUCAAGCCAAUCAGAUCGUAUCCUCGCCCCUAUGAGGCAAUGGACCUGAGCAGCCUCCCGGCACAAUGGGACUGGCGGAAUGUGGAUGGAAAGAAUUAUGUGAGUCCCACAAGGAACCAGCAUAUCCCCCAUUUCUGCGGCUCCUGUUGGGCUAUGGGGUCAACAAGCGCACUUGCAGAUCGUAUUAACAUCAUGCGCAACGGUUCGUGGCCAUCGGCGUAUCUAUCUGUCCAGCACGUGAUCGAUUGCGGCAAUGCCGGCAGUUGUCACGGGGGCUUCGAUAUCGGUGUGUACAAGUACGCCCAUGAGCAAGGGAUACCCGAUGAGACAUGCAACAACUACCAAGCCAUUGACCAAGAAUGCAAUCCACUAAACCAGUGCGGAACAUGUAGCCCCGAUGGCAAAUGUAUACAGCUCUCGAACUAUACCAUAUACAAGGUAGCUGACUAUGGAGGGCUCACCGGACGUGACCAAAUGAUGGCAGAAAUAUAUCAGUCUGGACCGAUCAGCUGUGGCAUCGAUGCUAGUCCAAUGUUUCACAACUAUUCUGGGGGCGUGUAUAGUGAAUAUAACACCAAGCCCUUGCUAAAUCAUAUCGUCUCUGUAGUUGGCUGGGGAGUUGAUCGCACGGGAGUGGAAUACUGGAUCGCAAGAAACUCGUGGGGAACUCCAUGGGGAGAGACUGGAUGGUUCCGAAUAGUGACAAGCAAGUUUAAAGGAGGUCAGGGAAACAAUAACAAUCUCGCCAUUGAAUCGGAAUGUGCAUUUGGUGACCCAAUCCUACCAUAAGUUCUUGUCUCUGACACCCCCCCCCCCCUCCCACCCCUAAAUCUAACACACAGACCUAACAGAGAGACACACGCGCGCGCCACACACCCAAAUUCCCCCCCACACACACACACACACACCCUCUCACACACGCAAAUAGUAUUCAGUUUGUUGCUGUAGCGGCGACAAAGCCUAAUAUGCUUCAGUACAACAUAUAUUCUUGUGGCUUUUUAUUUCUCUUUUGUGUACAUAUAAAAAAAAUUAUAUAUAACAUGUAAAACAUAGUCAUGUUUGUGAGUGUUUGGCAAGUUACAUAUCAUUUGAAGCUUAGGACGAACUUUUUCGAUCUCAAUAAAUACCUCAAAAUUCACCAUGAUCUUGGGCGACUUAUUAUUGGUUUGGGGAUGGCAGGGUCGCAUUUGAUACUUAAUUUAAUGUAAUGUAUUUUUUAUAUAUCUGUCAGGAUCAGUAAGCAUUCAUGGGGUUUUGGGGGUAUGAUUUUGUAUGGUUUAAUGCUCAGUAAUUGAUAUUGACCUAAUUUAUUAAGUUUUUCCUUGCUUUAAAAAAGAUAAAUGAUUUAUUAUGAUAAUUUCUUGUUAUAACCUAAGAAUGCGUAAUUCUCUGUGGUUAUAUUGAGAAAAAAGAAAUAAUUUUGAUGAUUUUAUAUUUGUUUGUGUGUUCAUAAUCGUCGAUGAUGAUUCAUUACUUCAGAGGUUCUUUGUUUUUUUAAUAUCGCUUUUGAAUUUAGUUCCACUGGUUAUAAGAACCCAUGUUGGUCAACCCUUAAAGUUGAUUUGGACAUAAAGAAACAAUUCAGAAUGCAUAUAGCAGUGCACAAAUAUUUCUUGGUAUUUUCAAGUUUCGCGUAUUUUCACAAAAUAUUUACAUGUGCUUAAUUAUGAGGAGUAUGCAAUUUAGAAAAAAAAAGUUGACGUCACACAUUAUUUACUUUGUACUUUCUUUUCUUUUUUCUUCAAUCGAGACACAAACUUGAUUCUGAGAGUUAGCGCAAAUCAUACAGAGGGUCAUUCAUUGAUUACGAAUCAUUGGACAUGAUUGGUCAAAUCUCAUCUUGCCAGGACCUACCCAUAAUGACGUCAUAAUCAAAUUACACAUGCUCAGUGUUUUGAUUAGAUAGUUACGUUCUCAUGGCUGUCCAAAGAGAGAGGGAGAGGAAGUAAAAAGAUAUUGCGCCAUCUCGCGAUGAUUAAGGACAGUGCUUUACAACAGAUCGACGAGUUCUAUUUGAGCAUUCUUCUCCGCUCCUUUACUCUGCUUCGAGAGACACAAAGAAGCAAUAAUUCUUUCAAAAUCUGUCAAUUACACUUUCUUAUCGAAGCAAUUCUUGAAAAGUACGAUGCAUUUCGAUGAGUGAUGUAUCCAGUACAUUAUCUCCGUCUCCUCAUUAAAUUAAUCUCUACAUUCUAGAAGAAAAUUGCCCUUGUUUUCGAUUUUCAUGAUCAUUCCAUUCGUCUCCUCCUAUGGCUUUAGAGGGGCAUUGUUGCAUUCAUUAAAGGCUUCGGGGAGAGUUCUCCACGACUGUUCUGGGAGGUGAAAUGCUUCGCUAGGGACUUGAGAGGAUGAACAGUAAUUUACCAUCAAUCUCGGAAAAGGGGGAAAAUGAAUUACGGUUUGCGGUGAUAAUUCAACCCCCACUGUGUCAUCUCGUCUGUCAUAGAUCUAUUGUGUUAUUAUGAACCUUAGGGAUGACAUCACUAAAGAUACCUGACAUGUCAACAAAGAGACAAGACUCAAUAAAUAACCUUUUCUGUU
This is a messenger RNA of Lytechinus pictus (painted urchin), 2750 nucleotides long. Its product is annotated as cathepsin Z-like. Gene Ontology annotation, molecular function: cysteine-type endopeptidase activity. The transcript is spliced from 7 exons. Bases 102 to 998 code for a protein of 298 amino acids. The record is from RefSeq and is a predicted model, not a curated record. Gene Ontology annotation, cellular component: lysosome. Lineage: Eukaryota; Metazoa; Echinodermata; Echinoidea; Temnopleuroida; Toxopneustidae.